Cajanus cajan (pigeon pea) is the source of this 1207-nucleotide messenger RNA. RefSeq names its product reticulon-like protein B5. The record is from RefSeq and is a predicted model, not a curated record. NCBI's taxonomy places the organism in Eukaryota, Viridiplantae, Streptophyta, Magnoliopsida, Fabales, Fabaceae. Gene Ontology annotation, biological process: response to bacterium.
AGCCUGAGCUUCGGAGCCCGAACCUCGUAAUGCACAACACUAUAUAAGGGGACACACCGAGCGCUUUGCACGCUACUCCUUACCCUCAUCACGAGCCGAAAAGCUCGAAUCCCUGCAACAGCGCUUCCGCAUUCGGAGAUUUAGGGUUUUCAAAGACAAUGGCGGACGAAUCGGAGCACGCGCCGGCACCGGCGAGUGGCGAAUCUCUGCUCAAUAAGAUCGCCGAGAAGCUCCACGGCCACGAUUCUUCCUCCGAUUCCGAUUCAGAUUCCGGCAAAAAGGACACGUCAUCAUCGAUUAAGGACAAGGUAUUCCGCCUCUUCGGGAGAGAGAAACCCGUUCACUCCAUCCUCGGCGGCGGAAAACCUGCUGAUGUGCUAUUGUGGAGGAACAAGAAGAUAUCUGGUGGUGUACUUGGUGGAGCCACUGCUGUGUGGAUCUUUUUUGAGUUGCUUGAGUACCACCUGCUUACUCUAGUCUGUCACAUUUUGAUUCUAUUGCUUGCGGUUUUGUUUUUGUGGGCCAAUGCUCAUACCUUUAUUCACAAGGCACCGCCACACAUCCCACUUGUUCAGGUUCCUGAAGAACCAUUUCGCCAAGUUACAUCUGCAUUGAUAAUUGAACUCAACCGCGGAUUAGCUGCCUUGCGUGCAAUUGGUUCCGGAAGAGAUUUGAAGACAUUCCUCAUUGUCAUUGUUGGAACGUGGAUUCUAUCAAUUGUGGGGAGCUGGUGCAAUUUCUUGACCUUGUUCUACAUUGCUUUUGUAUUGUUGCACACGGUUCCUGUGUUGUAUGACAAGUAUGAGGACAAGAUAGACCCUCUAGCAGAGAAGGCGCUCAUUGAGUUUAAAAAGCAGUAUGCUGUGUUUGAUGCAAAGGUGUUGAGUAAGAUACCAAAAGGCCCCUUGAAAGGCAAGAAGAUAGCUUAGUGUCGAAGUAUUUGUACUCUCAAAACCAGAAAGGGGGCUCCACUAGAGUCUUUUUUAUUUGCUAGAGCCUCUUUUUUUCAAACCAUAUACCGAGCCAUGUUUUGGAAUUUCUUUUAGGCGGCAGGUAUGGUACUAAUGGGUUUUUACUUCAAGAUGUAGCUUUUAAUUUUGCUACAAGCAUGUCGAUUUUGCUGAUCACAAUGUUUGUUGGACUUGUACCCGUUCGAUCAUUAUUGUAAGCAAAAAAAUAUUUAUGGUGAUUGUCAACGUUUUAUUUA